Messenger RNA from Aspergillus saccharolyticus JOP 1030-1, 385 nucleotides. RefSeq lists its product as uncharacterized. The coding region runs from base 21 to 185 and encodes 54 amino acids. The record is from RefSeq and is a predicted model, not a curated record. Lineage: Eukaryota; Fungi; Ascomycota; Eurotiomycetes; Eurotiales; Aspergillaceae. The transcript has a single exon.
GCCUCGUGGUCCUCGUCAUCAUGAUGAUGCUUAAGUUGCAAUAUACAGAGGAUUCCUCUUGUACACAUACUCAACAACAACAACAACAACAACACCACCACCAUCUCAUCUCUCACCACUAUCACCACCAAUCGGCCUGUAUGUUGAUUCUGGGUUUGCCACUACAUCGUGCCGUGCUGCCGUGACAGCUUCAGCGGUGUUACAGAUGGGCUGUUGUGGAAGUCUGGUCCUCAAGAGGGCCGAGCAGAGGGCGGCGCAUGAUCCAUCGGCCACUUGCUGGCUGAGUCUGAGACUACUGGAACAAUGGAACAGACACAGGCCACUGAACUGUCCACUGCAUCAUACUCUUUCUUUUCUCUGUGUCAGAAGAAUUGGCAGAGCAUCG